GGCACACACAAGGAAGUGUCCGAGCUGACAGAAGAAAAGAAAAGAAGAAGAAAGUGGGAGUAUUAUGGAAGAGGUGAUUGUGAAGAGACGGCCGAUAAUCUCAGCCAGAGAGAGAGGACCGGGUCCGGGACGCUACGCUCUGCCGCCAACUGUGGGCUACAUCAACCAUGACGUCACCAAGCCCAGCAGCCCCGCCUACACCUUCCACAGCCGCACCAGCAGCGCUCUGGUUUCUGUGGAUUCCAGUCCAGGACCAAGGUACCACGUCGACGCCAAGGUGACACGAUUUGGCCGAAUGGACACGCCGUCGUACUCCAUGUUGGGCCGAGGGAGGCGCAUUGUCGCUAAAGGCAGUGACUUCCAGACUCCGGGGCCCGGGGCUUACAGUCCUGAGAAGGCUCCUCCUCUAAAUGCUCACCAGAAACCGCCGGCUUACACGAUCGGCGCUCGUACACGGUAUCGAACUGUGGAUGCUGUACCAGCACCCAACAGCUACGUGCUCCCCAACCUGCUGGGCAGUCAGGUCCCCCACAGGGCGUCCAGCGUCAGCUACAGCAUGUCGGCCCGCAGGAAGGUGGGCGCCCCCUCUGAGGACCUGGCCAAGAGCCCCGGGCCGAACAAGUACAAGAGCACCAACCCGGAUGUUUACCUCCAGCGCCAGCCCUCCUUCUCCAUGCAGAGCAGGACUAAAAGACCUAAUUACUCCAUGGCGACGCCGGGCCCGGGCUCCUACUGCCCAGAGAGGUUCAAUGGGCACCUUCGCAGGGCACCCUCUUUCACUAUGGGGGUCAGGCACUCUGAGUUUGUCACGCCGCUUAUCUUGGACGUCCUUGACUGACUUGGAAUGUUGUUUUUUGGACUGCAAAAUAUGUUUGAAACGCAGUAUUGUGCGAAUGUUUUGGGACACCACUGGCUAUGUUGUCAUAUCAUAUAUCUGACCUGUCGAUAAAAGGCAUACAGUCGUCCCACGCUACAUCGUGGUUUGGACAUUGCACCCUC
Messenger RNA from Doryrhamphus excisus (bluestripe pipefish), 999 nucleotides. RefSeq names its product outer dense fiber of sperm tails 3-like 2a (gene odf3l2a). Gene Ontology annotation, cellular component: cytoskeleton. Lineage: Eukaryota; Metazoa; Chordata; Actinopteri; Syngnathiformes; Syngnathidae. The record is from RefSeq and is a predicted model, not a curated record.